AUGGCCGCCGCCAUCACCAGCUGGGUGCUCAACCCAAUUCAAUCUUUGACAAUGUCUCGACCGCGUACUCGCGAAUUAUGGUGUGCUGUUCCUGGAAAUCUUAGGCAGCCAUUCUCUAUAGAGUGCAUUGCAGACCAAGACAAUAUUCAGACACUCAAAAAGAAGAUUUGGGACCAUGCACCAGCACACGCCAAGAAAGAUGCAGCUGACUAUGGUGAUCUCACCCUCUACAGCCCUGUGGUGCAACUCAACUAUGAAGAGGAGUUUAAAAUUGAUAAUGGUGAACUUCUACAUCCCCGCCGAAUGGUCACAUUCAACCCACUCUUCCCUGAAAGCAAGGAUCCAGAUGUGGAUAUCAUUGUUGUUGUGGCCGGAGGUGCGACUACACGGAAACGGAAGCGCUCUGAAUCACAAAGUGCGAAUAUACGUCGGACACUGUCCAUCGCAGAGCAUCAAUUGGUAUGCCCUCGAGAGCGUACAGUGUCAAAACUUGCAGCCAUUUUGGAUGACAUGAACAUAGUCCAUGUGCGUGGAACUCCAGCCAGUGGGAAAACACGUCUCUCUGAACUCUUGAGAGACUACUAUCGCAAAGAGGGAAGAAAGGCUUUCUUAAUCAAGAAAUGGGAGGAACUUGAUUCUGAGGAUCCUUGGGGCAGCCUUAUUGAGCUUGUCAAAAAAAAGAAUAAGGAACUAGAAGGUGUCUCCACCACUAGUUUCACUGUGACCUCAUCACAAUCUGAACAUGAUCUCUCUUGGGUUUUGACAUCAAACACUGUUAUUAUUGUGGAUGAGGCACAGACAACCUACAGUGAUGAUACGCUCUGGAACACAAUCUUCAAAGAGAGACUAACCCCCAAUGUUUACAAAUUUAAACUAUGUCUUUUCUGCUCUUAUGGCAGUCCGGCAACAGGCCCAGAUCAAACAUUCUUCACUCCAGUCAGGCUUUCCAACCGACAAUGCAUCUCAUUUACGCCACAAGGCCAGCAAAACUCACCACCUAUUGGUUUAUUUUAUGACAAAGAGGAGUUCAAGGAUGUCGUUUCACGGUUGCUUACAUUUCAAUAUGAAGAGAGGUUCAAUUUUGAUGAAGGUGCCCUGGAGUAUAUAUUUGCAAUAUCAAAUGGCCAUCCAGGAGCGGUGACAUCGAUAGUUGAUGUACUUUACGAGGCCUAUCGUCAAGACAUCAAGCAUGAACAUAUUAGGACCUUGACAGAAGAUCAUAUCAUCUGGUUCCUGGAGGACGCUGCCACAGUCUUUGACAAACUAAGCACCCGGCCAGUUAAUCGCUCCUUUCCAGAUAUAUCAAGAGCUACAAAUGGAAUCUCCAACACAUUGUGCAAAAUCACAGAAGAAGGAAGUAUUUCAUUUGAUAUCAAUGAUGCAAGCAUCAAGUUCUGUUAUCAGAAAGGUUGGAUUCACAGGGUAGCUCUGGAUGGUGAUGAUAUUGCAGUUCUGCCAUCACGCUUACAUGAAAAAUACAUUGAAUAUUCGAUUGGCACAAUGUCACUGCCCCUGCCUGCCAGAUUCGACUCACUACCAAAAUUAUGCAAGGAAAUCCUCAGCAAAUUCUCCAUAAUGAACUUAAGGCAUUCAGUUGAGGGCAAAAAAAUGUCAAGCGCGUCACAACCCAGACCUGUGGAAGCCCAAUACCAGGAUGAAUUCUAUGGGGGAUUCACCCAUGUAGCAGGGCGAGGUGUGCCGAUAUCCAGUGAAUGGUCAAGGACCAAGGACGGUCGAGUGGAUUUCUAUAUCCCAGAAAAGAAAUGGGCGAUUGAAUUAUUGAGAAAUCAUGAUAAAGUUGAUGAACAUAUCUCCCGAUUCAAGGAGGGUGGCAAAUAUCAUCCCUGGCUAAAGGAGAAUAUGGUUGAAGAUUGGAUCAUAAUCGACUGUGCGACUUCUUUACCAACCAAAGGGUUCUCAGAGCCUAGGCUAUGGCAUGCUGUAUUCAUCAAUGAUUAUUCUGAAUUGCAGCUGUAUGACUAUCAGAAAGUUCUUAUGAUGUCUGUGCAUCUAAGGAAUUGA
Aspergillus chevalieri is the source of this 2022-nucleotide messenger RNA. Its product is annotated as ATP-binding protein. Lineage: Eukaryota; Fungi; Ascomycota; Eurotiomycetes; Eurotiales; Aspergillaceae. The record is from RefSeq and is a predicted model, not a curated record. The coding region runs from base 1 to 2022 and encodes 673 amino acids. The transcript is spliced from 5 exons.